AUGGAAGUUGCAUUUACUGCAUACAUUGCAUUAUUCGCGCUGCUCCCUUUUGCGUCCUGCCAGUGCAAGUGUACCCCGGGUGAUCUAUUCUGGCCCUCGGACAAAGAGUGGGGCCGACUUAACAGCUCCGUCUCGGGACGGCUCAUACGGGCGGUCCCACCCGCAGCUCCGUGCUACACCGGGCCAGCCCGGGAUGCUGCCGUCUGUGAAGCCGUGACCCAAGGUUGGCAGAGUACGCUCUUCCAGGCAGCGCAGCCCAUUGGCUACGUCUAUCCUUUAAACCUCUCUUGUCCACUGGUACCGUUCACUGCCAAUGCCUCUUCGGCCACCUGUACCAUUGGAAACUCUCCGGUAUAUGUCGUCAAUGCCACUAGCGAGGAGGACAUUGCAAAGGCGGUUGAGUUUGCCAGAGACCACAACAUCCGCCUUGCGAUUAAGGCCACGGGCCAUGACUUUCUGCAAAGAUCUACCGGCUACGGCAGUCUCUCCAUCUGGUUGCAGCACUUCCGCCAAGGCCUCAACUUUCAUGAUGAUUUCCAGGCCGUGAACGAGUGUCCAAAGUCGGAUUGGACAGGCAGUGCCUUGACCAUCACCGGGGCCUACUCUUGGGCAGAGGUCAACCCAGCCGCGUUUGAGAAAAACCUCAUAGUCGUGAGCGGGAACAAUGAGGGGCCCAGCAGUACCGGCGGCUGGACCCAGGGAGGAGGGCACAGCCGAGUGACCCGCUACUACGGACUCGGUGCUCAGCAGGUUUUGUCGGCGAGGGUCAUCCUGGCUUCUGGGGACGUCGUGGUGGCGAACCUUUGCAACAACACCGAUCUCCUCUAUGCCAUCCGUGGCGGCGGCGGCGGUACUUACGGCGUCUUGACAAUCAAGACCUACCCCACCAAGAACACCAACGUCAUUACCGUUACCGUUGGCGCAGCAUCAGUCAACGCAGACAGCUCGGCUCGGUUCCUCGACGCCAUGACAGACAUCUACUCUUCCUUCCCGUAUCUUUCCCAAGUUGGGUUCGGCGGAUAUGGUUCCUGGGCGUUGAACGCCUCGACCGCACUAGGCAGCGGCAACUUCACAACCUUUUACACCCAGUCGUUCGUCAACCUGGGCAAGGACCCAUCCGAGACGACGCAGUUGUUCGCGCCCUUUGCAGCGAAAAUCAAACCGCUUUCGGACGCGGGGUUUGCCGUUUCCAUCACCCAGGAGGCAUUCCCAGACUUCGGCUCCUACUAUACCAAGAAUUCGGGAGAACUCGGCUCUGCGGGUGGUGUCUCUACGCUUUCCUCGCGUCUGCUCGGAAAAUCCGCUCUCGAGACCCCCUGGGCCGAACUUCGGCAAGUGAUGGAGACGGUGGCCGGGGCGGACGGGAAGGCAGUAUACCAUACCCUUGUUCACCACGGUCUCGAGGUGUCUCCGGUGAUGCGUGACGAGACGACGGCUGUGCAGCCUGGCUGGUACGACUCCAUCAUACUCGACAUAUCCGAGAGGCCAAUUUUCGCAGAGGCCACCGAGGUCGAACUGUUCGCCGACAUGCGCCAGAACAUUGCUCCGGUCUAUCAAAAGUUAUCGCCGAACACGGGCACCUACAUGAACGAAGCGGACUGGGGAGACAUUGACUAUCGAGAGAACUUCUACGCCACAAACUGGGGCCCAUUGUCGAACAUCAAGACAAAGUAUGAUCCUGACGGGGUCUUCUACUGCCAGACCUGUGUUGGCAGUGAUGAGUGGAAAGUAGACGCGAAGGGUGCUCUAUGUCGGCGGGAUGACUGA
This is a messenger RNA of Colletotrichum navitas, 1767 nucleotides long. Its product is annotated as isoamyl alcohol oxidase. Gene Ontology annotation, molecular function: FAD binding; oxidoreductase activity. The transcript is spliced from 5 exons. The record is from RefSeq and is a predicted model, not a curated record. NCBI's taxonomy places the organism in Eukaryota, Fungi, Ascomycota, Sordariomycetes, Glomerellales, Glomerellaceae. The coding region runs from base 1 to 1767 and encodes 588 amino acids.